AGUCCUCAUACAUAUAGACUCCAUCAGAGACACCACUGACCUGAGAGCACACAGCCAGAGGGAGACAGACAGUGAAUAUGGCCAGUAAGAAAGCUGCAGCAAAAAGGGGCAAAACUGCUCAAAGGGGCUCUUCUAAUGUCUUCUCCAUGUUUGAGCAGUCACAAAUUCAGGAGUUCAAAGAGGCAUUUGGCUGCAUCGAUCAAAACAGGGAUGGAGUUAUUAACAAAUCUGACCUGAAGGAAACCUAUGGACAAUUAGGGAAGCUGAAUGUAAGUGAUGAGGAGCUGGAGUCUAUGUUAGCAGAGGGAAAGGGACCCAUUAACUUUACUGUCUUUCUCACUCUUUUUGGAGAAAAACUCAAUGGCACAGACCCGGAGGAAACCAUCCUUGCUGCUUUUAAACUGUUUGACCCAAAUGGUACAGGUGUUGUCAAUAAGGAUGAGUUCAAGAGGCUGUUAAUGAACCAGGCUGAUAAAUUUACAGCAGAAGAGGUCGACCAGGCUUUUUCAGUGGCUCCAAUAGACGUGGCUGGGAAUAUUGACUAUAAAUCAUUGUGUUACAUUAUUACGCAUGGCGAUGAAAAAGAGGAAGCUUGAAUACCAAACAAAUCAUUUAUUUCAUUUUAACCUAAUCAUCAUCACUUCUAUCUGCACAC
This is a messenger RNA of Triplophysa rosa, 655 nucleotides long. It is a transcript of the gene myl7, whose product is annotated as myosin, light chain 7, regulatory. NCBI's taxonomy places the organism in Eukaryota, Metazoa, Chordata, Actinopteri, Cypriniformes, Nemacheilidae. Gene Ontology annotation, molecular function: calcium ion binding. Gene Ontology annotation, cellular component: myofibril; cytoplasm. Gene Ontology annotation, biological process: cardiac muscle tissue development; heart contraction. The record is from RefSeq and is a predicted model, not a curated record. The transcript has 7 exons. The coding region runs from base 78 to 596 and encodes 172 amino acids.